CGGGUGCUGCCCCCUCCUCCCAAGUGCACAGUGCCCCUGCCAUGCCUGCGUUUUGCUGCUACUCACAUUUCUUACAUAGGAUCUGAUUGCUAUCUGUAGUGAGAGCAGACAGCAGGCUGUCCAGGACUUAGCCUCCCUCCCCAACAGGGGAAGAAGAUUCACUGCACCAUUCUUACUCAUCAUCAGAGGAAAACAGAAGAGCCCCCAAGGCUCCCGAAACGCUCCUACCCCACAUAGACCUGUCUGGAUCUCCUGGAUCUCCCACUCCACGUAAUCCUGCAUCAUUUCUUCCCCAUAACCCACGAGAGAGGAGGACACCACCAGGGAGGGGCAUCUCAGACCUCUGCAUCAAUCACUAAUGGGGUCAGAAGGACCAAGUCUGAGAAGCACAGAUACUGACAUGUAUUCUGUUUCUUAAACCCCGCAAUACAUUUGGCAUAAUUGUUCUGCCAGGCUUUUCAUGGACAGGUAAUAUCUUGUAAACCCUUCUGCAUAUUCAGAUCCCUUUUUGGCCAAACACACAAAGCCAAAGACUUGAGAAGGAGCUUCUGCUAUGUCGGACAUGGAGGUAGAAAAGAAGGUCCAAAGUGUUUCAAUUGUCCCUACUUUUGGUUACAUGGAUCUUUUGCUGCAGGGUGGGGGCAGAUUUCUUGAUGCAGUGCAAGAAUGCAAAGACUGUGGUUUGAAGUUAUCCUGGGACACGCUGCAGGCACAUGCCAACGUCUCCUGGGCAGAAGUCUUGUGUCUCCUGCUGUGUGCCCUGGCAUGGACUUUAUUUCGAAGGGCAACCACCACAUGGAUCUUCCAGCCUUUUGCUACCUGGUGUCAACUGCAGCCGAAAGAGGCCGAGAAAUUUCCUGAGAGUGCCUGGAAGCUUCUCUUCUACUCAACAUCCUGGUCAUACAGUGUCUACCUCUUGUUCUUCACGGAGUACAACUUCUUUCAAGACCCCUCUUCCGCUUUCUAUGAUUGGAAGCCAGGAGGAGCUGUCCCUAGAAAUAUUGCUUUAGCGUAUCUCAUUCAAGGCAGUUUUUAUGCUCACUCCACGUAUGCCACCUUAUACAUGGAUGCAUGGAGGAAGGACUCAAUUGUCAUGAUUUUGCAUCACCUAGUCACAUUCACACUUAUUACUUUCUCAUAUGCGUUCCGGUACCAUAACAUUGGAAUAUUAGUUCUCUUCCUUCAUGAUGUUAACGACAUCCAAUUAGAAUUCACCAAAAUCAACGUCUACUUCAAGACCAGAGGCGAAAAAUACCACAGAACGAAUGACAUCAUUUCAGAUAUUGGUUGUGUUACAUUCAGUUUUAGUUGGUUCUGGUUCCGACUCUACUGGUUUCCCCAGAAGGUUCUCUUUGCCACUUGUUAUUCAAGUCUUGAGUCCAAUCCUAACAUCCCGUUUUAUUUCUUCUUCAAUAUUUUGCUAUUUGUAUUGACAUUGAUGAACAUUUACUGGUUUCUGUUCAUCAUACUUUUUGUUGGAAAGGUGCUGACGGGGCAAGUUCAGGACGUGAAUGACGUCAGGGAAUACGAUAUUGAUAAUGAUCAGAAAGUGGGUGUCAGAGCUAAUUGCAAGUCUUUGCGGCACAAGAAUACAUUGAGCAAUGGGCAAUCUUUGUCAAAUGGAUUUGUGAAGAAGAAGAAGAGAACAUAAUCUUUGGUGCACACAGAGGUCCCUUCACCAAGAUCUUCAUUCAAGAAUGCCCUUUUUCUCACAACAGCCUAAAGUCUGAGUCAUAGCAAUGCAUAGACCAUAUUCAUUUCUUUAUGAAAUGACUGUGCAUUAAUGACCCUUAAAU
This is a messenger RNA of Spea bombifrons (plains spadefoot toad), 1796 nucleotides long. It is a transcript of the gene CERS1, whose product is annotated as ceramide synthase 1. The record is from RefSeq and is a predicted model, not a curated record. The transcript has 7 exons. Gene Ontology annotation, biological process: ceramide biosynthetic process. Gene Ontology annotation, molecular function: sphingosine N-acyltransferase activity. NCBI's taxonomy places the organism in Eukaryota, Metazoa, Chordata, Amphibia, Anura, Pelobatidae. Gene Ontology annotation, cellular component: membrane. The coding region runs from base 554 to 1651 and encodes 365 amino acids.